This is a messenger RNA of Amphiprion ocellaris (clown anemonefish), 1965 nucleotides long. RefSeq names its product retinol dehydrogenase 8a (gene rdh8a). Bases 256 to 1209 code for a protein of 317 amino acids. The transcript has 6 exons. The record is from RefSeq and is a predicted model, not a curated record. Gene Ontology annotation, molecular function: estradiol 17-beta-dehydrogenase [NAD(P)+] activity. Gene Ontology annotation, biological process: estrogen biosynthetic process. Lineage: Eukaryota; Metazoa; Chordata; Actinopteri; Pomacentridae. Gene Ontology annotation, cellular component: cytoplasm.
AAUUAACAAGGCUACAUUUUGUGGGCAGGCGGCACCUAUCACGUUUUUAAAAAGCUGCAAAGGGGUGUUUGCGAUGUCACGUCUUUUUGGGUUACUGAUUCUAUUGAACAUGUGACUGAAUUAGGCGCUCACAUGGCUGCUGUGGCUGCAUGAUCCGCUUUUCGUCUUUUAAAGUCCGGUGAUCGGUAGCUCCCUCGGCAGCAACCAUCCGGAGCAGAGGACCGCUGAAAAACACAGCGCCUACCCGGACAAAUCAUGGCGAACAGCGGGCAGAAAGUUGUGCUGAUCACCGGCUGUUCCUCCGGCAUCGGGUUACGAAUUGCCGUCACGCUGGCCAAAGAUGAAAAGAAGCGUUACCAUGUCAUUGCCACCAUGAGAGACCUGAAGAAGAAGGACAAGCUGGUGGAGGCGGCUGGAGAUGCAUAUGGAAAGACCUUGAUGUUGCUUCCAUUAGACGUGUGCAGUGAUGAGUCCGUCAGGCAGUGCAUCAACAAUGUUAAGGACCGCCAUAUUGAUAUUCUGAUCAACAACGCAGGUGUGGGUUUGCUUGGCCCCGUGGAGAGCAUCAGCAUCGAGGAGAUGAAAAAAGUAUUCGAGACCAACUUCUUCGGCGUGGUUCGCAUGAUCAAAGAAGUGAUGCCCGACAUGAAGAAGAGGCGUUCAGGACACAUCGUGGUCAUGAGCAGUGUUAUGGGUCUUCAGGGAGUGGUGUUCAAUGAUGUUUACACUGCGUCUAAGUUUGCUAUGGAAGGGUUCUGUGAGAGUAUGGCUGUGCAGCUGAUGAAGUUCAAUAUCCGGUUGUCCAUGAUUGAGCCUGGCCCCGUGCACACCGAGUUUGAAACAAAGAUGAUGGAGGAUGUGGCUAAGAUGGAGUAUCCAGGAGUAGAUGCCGACACAGUUCGUUAUUUUAAAGAUGUUUACCUGCCAUCAUCCAUAGAUAUAUUUGAGGCCAUGGGCCAAACACCAGAAGACAUAGCCCAAUGCACUAAAAAGGUUAUUGAGUCAAACAGCCCUCGCUUCAGGAAUCUGACCAACAGCCUCUACACACCCAUUGUGGCCUUAAAAUACGCGGAUGAGACUGGCGGCUUGUCUGUGAACACCUUCUACAACCUACUCUUCAAUUUCGGCCCUCUCAUGCACAUCACUAUGAGCAUCCUCAAGUGCUUGACGUGCAGCUGCCUGCGCAGACGCACCAUCUCACCUAACUGAAGAGGUCCUUCAAUCCUGCCCCUUACCCUUAACCUCCCAGUGUGUUGACCCCCACUGAAUUCCUCAGUGCCUUUCCCUGAGGUUUUGGGCCGAGCAGGUAGACUAGAACCAGUAACCUGGAGAGUGGAGGCGCCUUUUAGUUCAGAGACACUACCAUGAUAAGCUUUGCCAGACAACAUGCACAAUUGCACAAGUUUGUCCCAGAGAUGUUAUAUACAGGAUGACCUCAUGUACUGACACACAAACAUGCACACACCACAAUACAGAAAUACAAACAACACACACAUUGGAAUAUUGUACAUACAUAUUAUGAAGAGAAGGCCAUGAUUUGUCUUGGUUUCAUGGGAGGAACGGAAAAACUGUAGCAGAAGUGGUUAGAUAUUGUGUAAAGCGAACACGCAGACAGAACACGAGACAGACAUCAAAGCACAAUUAAUGAACUCAAUUAACGAGAGAAUAAGAUUCUAGAAAAUAAUACUAGAAUUUGUAGCCUAGAUGACUUGACACUCAGGCUCAUCAGAGUUAUGACAUACAGUAUAUACAGUACAGAGUCAGAAUAUAUAUACCUGCUUGUGUUGUGCCCUUAAUUUCAUGUUUGCCUUAAUAUAGUGUUCUCAUGGUCAUAACUGCUGUUGAAUCAUGUUUUUAAUCUUUUGAUAAACUGAAUGUUUUUUGGUUUUUAAAGGUUUAUGAAGGGUUGGGUCAGAUACUUUUAAUCUAGUAAUUUGAUUUAGAAAUAAACAGAAUUCUGAUUUA